UGGCCGCUGUAGAGAGUCGCUUCCCCCGUUAUUUUAUCCCCUCCUCUUGGCGGAAAUGGUCCGCCUGCUUGGAUUCCACUUAAGAAAGAGAAACCACCGGAAAGGAAGGGAAAAAAAUGAAUAAGAAUCGCCCUCUCUUUCUCCCUCUCCUCCGCUCGUGAAUUCUCCCGGAAAAUCCCGUCGUUUCCCGAGAAAAUGCCCGAGCUGGAGGACGCCGCCGCCCCCGCCGCACCGGCCGCGGCGGCCCGACGAGUCCGCCGCCCGACGACGCGGCGGCGGCGGCGGCGGCCGGGGCGGGGGGCCCGGGGGAGUCCAUCAUGGACCUGGACCUCGACGUCUACAGUCCCUGGCCACUGAUGGAUCAUCAGCUCCACUUCGCCGCGUCUCCCCUCUUUCUGUCCGUCUCCGACCAGCCCGGCUCGCCUCUCUGCGCCUUCUCCUGCGGAUCCGAGGACAAGCUCGCCGCCGCCGCCGCAGGGGUCCGCCUCUCCGAUUGCUCCCGGUUUGUCGCAUAUCAUCACAAUUCAGAGACCGAAGCCUCCGCUGAAGAUAGCCAUCGCGAAAAGCUGCCAUCACCAUAUUUGGGGCUGACGGCAUUUGAAAAUCCUGAUGGAUACUUUAUCAUCAAAGAAAGGAUGACCCAGGCUCUUCGUGACUUCAGAGAAUCAACUGAACAGCUCGUUCUUGCUCAGGUUUGGGCACCAGUAAAGAAUGGUGGUCGGUACGUCCUUACGACUUCAGGGCAGCCCUUCGUUCUUGGUCCAAAUACUAAUGGGCUUCACCAGUACAGAAUGGUGUCUAUGAUGUAUUUGUUUUCUGCGGAUUGGGUGAAUGAUGGAGAACUGGGACUUCCUGGUCGUGUUUUCCGGCAAAAGCUGCCUGAAUGGACUCCUAAUGUACAAUACUACACCAGGAAAGAAUAUUUGAGGCAUGAUCAUGCUCUUCAUAAUAAUGUUCAGGGAACCUUGGCUUUGCCCGUCUUUGAACCAUCAGGCCAAUCUUGUGUUGCUGUUCUUGAACUCAUUAUGACUUCACAGCGGAUUAACUAUGCACCGGUGGUUGAUAAAGUCUGCAAAGCACUUGAGGCAGUGAACUUGAAAAGUUCUGAAAUCCUGGAUCAUCCAAGCACACAGAUAUGCAAUGAAGGGCGGCAUAAUGCAUUGGCUGAAAUUUUGGAGAUACUGACAGUCACAUGCGAAACCCACAAGCUACCUCUGGCUCAAACCUGGGUCCCAUGUCAGCAUCGCAGUGUUCUGGCUAAUGGCGGUGGCCUGAAAAAGAGUUGUUCUAGUAUUGAUGGUAGCUGCAUGGCACAAGUCUGCAUGUCCACAACUGAUGUGGCAUUUUAUGUUGUAGAUGCUCAUAUGUGGGGCUUUCGGGAAGCUUGUGUUGAGCAUCACUUACAAAAGGGUCAGGGGGUCGCUGGGAGGGCUUUCUUGUCCCAGAGCUCUUGCUUCUCCAAAGACAUCACCCAAUUUUGCAAAUCCGAGUACCCUUUAGUGCAUUAUGCACGAAUGUUUGGGUUAACCAGUUGUUUUGCAAUCUGCUUACGAAGUAGUCAUACUGGAAAUGAUGAUUAUAUUUUAGAAUUUUUCCUGCCCCCCGGCAUCACCAAUAGUGGUGAGCAGCAGUCACUGUUGAGCUCCUUAUUGUCUACAAUGAGGAAGCAUUUCAAGAGUCUUAUGGUUGCUUCUGGGAAAACACUUCAACUGGAGGACAAAUCUAUUGAAUUUAUUGAAGCUGUGCUGAAUGAGAGACUUGAUUCGAGAGUUGACUCUCUUCAAAUACCUACAUAUACAGAAUUAUUGGCUGGACCCCUUUACUUGCCCAACGGAGGAGUGGCCAGGCAGUUAGAUUCAUCAAAGCAGCUGCUGGUGGAUGUCGUUGAUGUAAUUAAUGAUGAAGUCAAUCCUGUUAUGGCAAUUGCAAGUGAGAAUGUUGUUACUUUUCCAGAAAAUAAUGUGAUGAAAAAGAAAUCUGAGAAGAGGCGUGGAAAGGCUGAGAAAUGUAUUAGCCUUGAGGUUCUUCAGCAAUAUUUCGCUGGCAGCCUUAAAGAUGCUGCAAAGAGCCUCGGCGUUUGCCCAACAACAAUGAAACGAAUCUGCAGACAGCAUGGGAUUUCAAGGUGGCCGUCCCGCAAAAUUAGCAAAGUCAACCGCUCUUUAUCAAAGUUGAAGCAUGUCAUCGAAUCUGUUCAUGGUGCUGAAGAAACAUUCAGUAUAAGUGCUUUAGCUACAAGUCCACUUCCUGUUGCUGUUGGUUCUAUUUCUUGGCCUCCCAGCUUGAAAGAGUCCAAUGAGCUAAACCCACCCCAAGCCAAGGCACUUGAAGCACAAGGUGAAGGGAUGAAUCGGUCUCCAUCCAAGUUACCCAGAACUGAUGAGGAGGCUGCAGUGCAAAAUAAAUCUUAUGAGAGGGUGCCUCAGGAGGAGCAACUCUUGAAUGAGCACGGCAGGUCUUCACCAGAAUUUGCUGGAGCACCAAGCAGAUCUAAAUCUAGAAGUGGCUCGAGGGAACAGAGUGCCGGUACACCCACUUCUCAUGGUUCAUGCCAAGGUAGUCCAGCAAAUGAAAGUUUGCCCAUAAAGGAUCAGUCUGGUUCUCCACACAAUGAUCAAUGCAUAAAAAGAGGGGGCUCUCUGGAAGUGAUGUUUAAGUCAACAAAUGCACAGAACUUCUCCGCUGCAUAUUCAAUGCCUGAUGCUCUAGGAGUUACAGAACUUCAAGAACCAUUUGGAGGAAUGCUAAUUGAGGAUACUGGAAGCUCAAAAGAUUUGAGAAAUCUGUGUCCAUCAGUUGCAGAUGCAGUUUUGGAAGAUCGGGUCCCAGAGUUUAGCUGGACGAAUCCCCCAUGUUCUGAUAUGGCUUCCAAACAAGCGGCAACUUUUCUUAGGACAACGCCUCGCACUACACCUAGGCAAGACAUGACGAGCGUGACCAUUAAGGCUACGUACAGAGAAGACAUUAUAAGAUUCAGGAUAUCACUGAGUUCUAGUAUCGUGGAGCUGAGAGAACACGUGGCGAAGAGGUUAAAGUUAGAGGUGGGUACUUUUGACAUCAAAUACCUCGAUGAUGAUCAUGAGUGGGUUUUGGUAGCCUGCGACGCAGACUGGCAAGAAUGCAUGGACUUCUCGCGAUCAUCUGGUUGUAAUAUGAUCAGGCUGUUAGUUCAUGAUGUGAUGGCGAACCUCGGAAGCUCCUGUGAAAGCUCGGGGGAAUGACUUCAGGAAUGUUGAUUUUACUUGCAUGUCGUAAAACUUUCUUUUUGUUAGUGUGGUAGGUUAGAAGCAGACGCAAAGAAAUUGUAUGCAACUUGUAUAAAUUUUUGGAGAAUUUGAGGCAAUUCUUCCUUCGUUGACUCUUAUCAUACGAAAACAGUUGAUUCGAUUUGACCCUUCCGAUAGUAUUGACAUAA
Molecule: messenger RNA, 3415 nt
Organism: Eucalyptus grandis
Lineage: Eukaryota; Viridiplantae; Streptophyta; Magnoliopsida; Myrtales; Myrtaceae
Product: protein NLP7
Exons: 5
Coding region: 318-3221 (967 amino acids)
Molecular function (GO): DNA-binding transcription factor activity; protein binding
Source: RefSeq, a predicted model, not a curated record